This is a messenger RNA of Tauraco erythrolophus (red-crested turaco), 1219 nucleotides long. The record is from RefSeq and is a predicted model, not a curated record. Lineage: Eukaryota; Metazoa; Chordata; Aves; Musophagiformes; Musophagidae.
ACCUCAGGCUGUUUUCCUUCUUGUCGCACAGUGGUUUGAACCUUCCCAGUUUGGGACUUGGUGGGCAAUCCUGUCUGCAAGCAUGAACUUGGCUGGAGGCUUAGGCCCCAUCGUCGCUGCUCUCGUGUCUCUGCACUACGACUGGCGCGUGACUUUGUCCUUCUCCGGCUUCAUCUGCGUGGUCGUCUCUUUUGUAUGCCUCGUCCUGAUUAAGAACGAGCCGUCGGAUGUUGGGCUACCCAACAUUGACCAAGGAGUCAAGAAAGGGAAGAAAGGUUCCUCCAGUGACAACAGCACUUUGACAGAGCUGCUGCUCUCGCCGUACCUCUGGGUGCUGUCGACGGGCUACCUGGUCGUUUUUGGAGUGAAAACGUGCUGUACCGACUGGGGACAGCUCUUCCUGAUCCAGGAGAGGGGACAGUCCAUGCUCGUGGGUAGCUCCUACAUGAGUGCCUUGGAGAUCGGGGGUCUGGUGGGAAGCAUUGCUGCUGGAUAUCUUUCUGACAGAGCGGUAGCGAGAGUGGGUCUGUCGAGCUAUGGGAAUCCUCGGCACGCGUUGCUGCUUUCCAUGAUGGCCGGGAUGUGCGUGUCUAUGUUUCUCUUCCGGGUGACGGUCACGGGCAGUUCUCCCAAGGAAAAUCACUUCUGGACUGUAGCCUUGCAACCUCUAGCUGAUCUUACAGGCCUGAAAGAACAUGAGCUGUGGAUCCUGACUCUGGGAGCUGUGUUUGGGUUCUGCUCGUACGGGCCGAUCGCCCUGUUUGGGGUGAUAGCCAACGAAAGCGCCCCUGCCAACCUGUGCGGCACCUCCCACGCCAUAGUGGCCCUCAUGGCCAACGUUGGGGGUUUUCUGGCUGGACUCCCCUUCAGUACCAUUGCAAAGCACUACAGCUGGGCCACAGCCUUCUGGGUCGCCGAAAUCACCUGUGCCGGUAGCACGGUGGCUUUCUUCUUACUGCGGAACAUCCGCACCAAGAUGGGCCGGAUUCCCAGGAAGGCUGACUGAGGAGAAGCUGCUCGGUGAGAAGGAUGCUCCCACGCCACCGUGAAUGAUGCUCAUUUUUUGUUUAACUGGCCUAGGAGUGAGUUUACCUACUGCUGCAACCUAGAUAAAAACGUCUCCAUUUCUUGUCCACCGUCCCGUGCCUGAGGGCACAAGGUUCCCGCUACCGAUCACUUUUUCCCUCGAGAUGUGAUAAUUCAGCCAGUUGACAUUUGC